Haliaeetus leucocephalus (bald eagle) is the source of this 804-nucleotide messenger RNA. It is a transcript of the gene RDM1, whose product is annotated as RAD52 motif containing 1. The transcript is spliced from 7 exons. Gene Ontology annotation, cellular component: nucleolus. NCBI's taxonomy places the organism in Eukaryota, Metazoa, Chordata, Aves, Accipitriformes, Accipitridae. The record is from RefSeq and is a predicted model, not a curated record. The coding region runs from base 1 to 804 and encodes 267 amino acids.
AUGGAGAUAUUUCAAAAGACCCUUUUUUCUCUUGUUUUUCCUCAGCAUUCCCUGUUUUCAGCAUUUUCCAAAUUUGGGCUGCUCUACUCUGCGCGAGCACGCAGAAAUGCUGCUGUGGCAGGGCCUGGGUAUUACGCCAUCAUCAAGUUUUAUUCAGCUGGAGAUGCCAGCAGAGCCCAGCGCAUGUGCAAUGGGCAAAGGCUGUUUCAGAAAUCUCCCUUGAAGGUUUGUGUUUGCACCAAGCAGAAAGGGUUUCAGCAACAAGUCCUUGCUCUCAACAGCAGCAAGUGCCAGGAGCUGGCCAACCACUACCUUGGCUUUAACGGCUGGUCCAGUCGCAUCAUCACACUGCAGAAUGUAUCUGGCUUUGAUGGUGAGAAUGAGGAACUGGGAAAGACAUUACAGAAGCGAUCUGUGAAAUACUUGUGUGCUGUAGAGGUGACGCUGCCCAACCAUGGGGUAUGUACCAGGGGAGUUGCCCUUGGUGAAGCAGAUGUAGAAAAUGGUGAAGAUCCUCUUGAGUUUGUCACAGCCACAAGAAGAGUUCAGAAACUUGCAGUCGGGAAAGCUUUGUCUAGUGCCUUUCAGAAGAUACUUCUCAUAGUCUUGGAGAAUGGGAAAGUGGUCGUGGAGUACAAUUCCUCCCAAGAGAAGCCCACAGACUUCCUAACAGAAGAGGAACUGAAGGGGCUUGUUCAGGUCAAUGAAUUGUCCUUGGAACAGUUUGACCUCAAAGAAGAAGAAGUUUUGUCUGAUCUCAGUUUUGAUGAUGAGCUCCCUAGCUGGGAGAUGCCAUCUGAUUAG